This is a messenger RNA of Eruca vesicaria subsp. sativa (arugula), 537 nucleotides long. NCBI's taxonomy places the organism in Eukaryota, Viridiplantae, Streptophyta, Magnoliopsida, Brassicales, Brassicaceae. The record is from the annotation of a GenBank genome assembly.
AUGGAGUUGACUACUCUUCCACACGGUGCUCUCCAAGGACCUGGCAAGCAACGAACUUCUAGCUUGGAAGCACCUAUUAUGUUGCUUACUGGACAUCCAAGUGCUGUCUACACCAUGAAGUUCAAUCCAUCUGGAACUCUAAUUGCAUCUGGACCACACGAUAGAGAGAUCUUCCUAUGGAGAGUUCACGGCGACUGCAAAAACUUCAUGGUUUUGAAAGGUCACAAGAACGCUAUCCUUGAUCUUCAUUGGACCAGUGAUGGCUCCCAGAUUGUAUCAGCUAAUCCGGAUAAAACUGUAAGAGCAUGGGAUGUUGAAACUGGGAACCAAGUCAAGAAGAUGGCUGAACACUCGUCGUUUGUGAAUUCUUGCUGUCCUACACCUAGAGAACUACCACUUAUCAUCAGUGGAUCUGAUGAUGGAACUGCUAAGCUUUGGGACAUGCGUCAGAGAGGAGCCAUACAAACAUUCCCAGAUAAAUACCAAAUCACAGCCGUUUGUUUCUCUGAUGCAGCUGAUAAGGUGAAGCCACCAUGA